Molecule: messenger RNA, 408 nt
Organism: Opisthorchis viverrini
Lineage: Eukaryota; Metazoa; Platyhelminthes; Trematoda; Opisthorchiida; Opisthorchiidae
Exons: 3
Coding region: 1-408 (135 amino acids)
Source: RefSeq, a predicted model, not a curated record
AUGGGACCGGAUAUGAUCUCUCUGGAUGGACAACCAAUCAUUUGUGUCAGCAACCGAAUGUGCUGCAUCAGGCCGCCUCAUGUUUCAUUUGGUAUGCUAUUCGAAAUAUCGCGAUACAUGUAUAUACGUAAUACACGUGUGUCGCGAUAUCUCAAAUAUCGUACCAACUCAAGCAUGAGGAGGCUUGGUACAGCAAAUUCAGUUGCCUGGAAACCAAAGUUGUUUGCAAAGCACAACGCCAAUAAAUUUCAUCAAUUCUACCGGAAUCCUUCCUCUUGGCAAGGAAUUCAAGUAGACGAAACGAAACGUCCACAUUCUGCGAGAAACCUGAUGUCAGAUUUUGGAGACGCUGAACGGAGUUGCUUUGGAACUGAAGGGACUUAUGUACAGCUUGGUCCUUGUGACUAG